AUGAUUGCCCUCAAAAACAUUCAGACCUCUUUCACUGCCACCAAGCAUGCCUUUUUCCACACGGGAAGACCCGUCAACACAAAGAGUUCUUUCCUGUGCCUCUGCAAGCCCAAUGAUUCCAAUUCAGAGGCUUCUCCGCCCGAAGGAGAUACCCGUAAGCAAGAGCUGCUGGCCAGAAUAGCGAUGCUUCAGGCUCAAAAAGUCCGGCUCACCGACUACUUGGAUGAGAGAUCAGCUUAUCUAACACAAUUUGGUGAAGAAGCCAUUGCUGAGUUCGACAAGAUUGGAGAAGAUGCCCUCAAAGGACUGGAUGAAGCUGGUGCCAGGGUAAUGGAGAAUAUGGAGACCCGCAUGCAGGCCUUCGAGGAAGCCGCUGAGAUGAACAGGCAAGAGAUUGAGCAGAACGAAAACAUAUUAGAAGAGUUCGAAGGUCAGAUGGAGGAAGGCCGGAAUGAAGGGCUGUUCUUCAAGAGCCUGAGCAGGAGGACACCUAUAAAAAAAGCAAAAGCCAAGGAGGAAAUGGAGAAGAUAAACCAAGUUACUAAAGAGAACGCUGGAUCAAAAACCAGGAAGAACAUUUACCUCGCGUUAAUAGGCCUGAUAGCCAUUGGCCUCGCUGAUGCUUUCCUGUCUUCUUCAUCUGACUGGCGAAAGGUUGCAGCUCUCGGAGCAAUUCUAGUGGCUUUACUCUCACAGUUAAACUACGAGCAGAGGAUGUUUUCAGAAACAGAAAAUACAGAGAGGGAAAAGACUCGUGAAGAAAAGAAGUGAAUAUCCUUCUCUAUGUUCCUAAUAAUAUCUGUAUAAAUUUUUUUACCAAUAGUUUUUUAUUAA
Molecule: messenger RNA, 834 nt
Organism: Alnus glutinosa
Lineage: Eukaryota; Viridiplantae; Streptophyta; Magnoliopsida; Fagales; Betulaceae
Exons: 2
Coding region: 1-771 (256 amino acids)
Cellular component (GO): chloroplast
Source: RefSeq, a predicted model, not a curated record